GGGGGGGGGGCAGGAGAGAAGGCGCGAGCCGCCGCCUGCAGCCCGGGCUGGCUUUGCGGCAGGGCGAGCCCGUGUGGAGCUCGCCAUUAAGCCGCCGCUGCGCCCCGCUCCGCCAUCUGGGGCUGGCUGGAGGGAGGCGCUUUUGUUCGCUCCUCGGGCUCCGGCGGCGGAGGGAGGCAGGCCAGCGAGGGAGCAGUCGGGUAGACUGGCGGCGGCGGCGGCAGCUGCAACAACGGCGGCUGCUUUCUCCCUGCAGCGGCUCCGAUUGCCUCGGGUGAAAACUGAUUGGUUGACACCACCGUGAAGGGGAGAGAGGGGGUGCUCGCAGGGAGACCCAGGCGGUGUCACCCUAGAGCCCAAGAGGUGGAGGAUGAACGGAGAAGCAGAUAGUCCAACCAAUUUAGAAAUGACGGCCCCCAAAAAUCAAGAUCGUUGGACCCAGGAAGACAUGUUGAACCUCUUAGAAUGCAUGAAGAACAAUUUGCCCACCAAUGACGGGAGCAAAUUCAAAACCACCGAAUCCCACCUGGACUGGGACAAGGUGGCCUUCAAGGACUUCUCUGGUGAUAUGUGCAAGAUGAAGUGGAUUGAGAUCUCCAAUGAGGUGAGGAAGUUUCGAACUCUGACAGAAUUGAUCAUGGAUGCUGAGGAACAUGUGAAAAACCCCUACAAAGGCAAAAAACUGAAGAAGCAUCCUGACUUCCCCAAGAAACCUUUGACCCCCUACUUCCGUUUCUUCAUGGAGAAGCGAGCAAAAUAUGCCAAGCUGCACCCGGAGAUGAGCAACCUGGAUCUUACUAAGAUACUUUCCAAAAAGUAUAAGGAGCUCCCUGAAAAGAAAAAGAUGAAGUAUAUUCAAGACUUCCAGAGAGAAAAACAAGAAUUUGAGCGGAAUUUGGCCAGAUUUAGGGAAGACCACCCUGAUCUCAUUCAGAAUGCCAAGAAAUCUGACAUUCCUGAGAAACCCAAGACUCCUCAGCAACUCUGGUAUACUCACGAGAAGAAGAUCUACCUGAAAGUGCGUCCUGAUGCCACCACGAAGGAGGUGAAGGAGGCGUUGGGCAAGCAAUGGUCUCAGCUCUCGGACAAAAAAAGGCUGAAAUGGAUUCAUAAGGCUCUGGAGCAACGGAAGGAGUAUGAGGAAAUGAUGCGGGAUUAUAUCCAGAAACACCCUGAGGUAAACAUCGAAGAAGGAGUUCCCCGCUCCACACUGACCAAAGCUGAGCGGCAAUUGAAAGACAAGUUUGAUGGGAGACCCACCAAGCCCCCUCCGAACAGUUACUCUCUCUACUGUGCUGAGCUGAUGGCAAACAUGAAAGAUGUCCCGAGCACAGAACGGAUGGUGCUUUGCAGUCAGCAGUGGAAGCUACUUUCCCAGAAGGAGAAGGAUGCUUAUCACAAAAAGUGUGAUCAGAGAAAGAAGGACUAUGAAAUUGAACUCCUGCGUUUUCUGGAGAGCUUACCUGAAGAAGAACAGCAGAGGGUUCUGGGAGAAGAGAAGAUGCUGGGCGUGAACAAGAAAGGUGCUACCAGCCCUGCCUCUAAGAAGUCUUCACCAGAUGCCAGCAAGGGAGGUUCUGAGAAACCCAAACGGCCCGUUUCCGCUAUGUUUAUCUUCUCGGAGGAGAAACGCAAGCAGCUGCAGGAGGAGCGGCCCGAACUGUCGGAGAAUGAACUGACCCGGCUGCUGGCACGGAUGUGGAAUGAUCUUUCCGAGAAAAAAAAGGCAAAGUACAAAGCUCGAGAGGCCGCCCUGAAAGCGCAGACUGAGAAGAAGCACGGUUCUGACAAGGAGGAGCGUGGCAAACUUCCUGAGUCACCCAAGACAGCUGAGGAGAUAUGGCAGCAAAGUGUCAUUGGAGAUUAUCUUGCACGCUUCAAGAAUGACAGAGGAAAAGCCCUAAAAGCCAUGGAAACCACCUGGAAUAACAUGGAAAAAAAAGAGAAGCUGAUGUGGAUCAAGAAAGCAGCGGAGGAUCAGAAACGAUAUGAGCGGGAAUUGAGUGAGAUGAGAGCCCCACCCUGCUCGACAAAUGCCUCCAAGAAGAUGAAAUUCCAGGGUGAGCCAAAGAAACCCCCCAUGAACGGGUAUCAGAAGUUCUCUCAGGAGCUGCUCUCGAAUGGGGAACUCAACCACCUUCCUCUGAAGGAGCGGAUGGUGGAGAUCGGUAGCCGUUGGCAGCGCAUCUCUCAGAGCCAGAAGGAGCAAUACAAGAAGCUGGCUGAAGAGCAGCAGAAACAGUACAAAGUGCACCUGGAUAUGUGGCUGAAGAGUUUGUCGCCACAAGAGAGGGCCACCUACAAAGAGCAUACUUCCAAUAAGCGGAAGAACAUGGGGAAAAUGCGAGGCCCAAAUCCCAAGAUGAAACCCUCAAUACAAUCCAAGUCGGAAUCGGAGGAUGAGGACGAAGACGAUGACGACGAAGAUGAAGAGGAAGAUGAUGACGAUGAUAAUGGGGACUCCUCUGAGGAGGGAGGGGACUCCUCUGAUUCAAGUAGUGAGGAGGAGAGUGAAGAUGGAGAUGAGAAUGAAGAAGAUGACGAUGAAGAGGAUGACGACGACGAGGAAGAUGACGACGACAACGAAUCAGAAGGCAGCAGCAGUUCCUCAUCAUCCUCAGGAGACUCGUCUGAUUCGGACUCCAACUAGGCCAUCCCCUUCCUCUGGCCGCUUUUCUCGCUGUGCUCUUAUUCGGCCUUGUUUCUCCGGAUAACAGCAACAUCAACGGCUGGAGAGCUAGGAUCAGGAGGAAAGGAGUGAGGGGGAAAAAUCACUGUGGUUUAAUUAUCUUCCUUUCCUCACGCACAUCAUAUACAAUGGUGUAUGUUUGUGUGUGAGAGGAGCAGGGUGGUAGAAAACAGCUGAUAACCAGCGAAAGGAGUUUUCUGUUUUUUUCCGUUUGUUUUUGUGGUGUGGGGAACGAGUUUUAUUUUAUUUUUUAAAGCUUUGAGGGGAUUUCCUUUCCCCUUUUCCUGUGAGAUGUGGGCAGGGGUCCUCACUACAACAAGGCCCCUUUAGUUACCCCUCACUUAUUGCUCUCCUCCCCACCCCCCAAAUUCUAGCCACCAGCUCAGAACUUUGUACAAAUUCUCUUUUUUAAAAAAAACAAACAAAUAAACAUGGCAGUGAGAGAUUUUCCCCUGGCAAACAGUCAAGGAGAGACGGGUUCCAGGAAGCGUGAUCUGUGGAAGGUUCUGGACUUUGCUACAGUGACCCGCCUCUCCGCAAAGUGGACAAUCUUGUACAGUCUUGAAAUUUCACACCUUGACAAAAGAGAGAGCGAGAGCCCUAAAUGGCCACAACUGCACCUGGCAUUUUCCUGUGAUGAACUAGAUAUCCAACGGUUUCCUGCUGAGGGAACUAGGGAGUGGGGGGGUAUGUUUUGUGAGAGUGCGUGGCAAGGGUCAGGGGGUUAGUAAUGAAAUGGAAGAACAAAUGAUUUUUUUGCAGAUGGGGGAACGCCUGGCAUGCCAUUGAGGGAGGAAUGAAUUUCAAGAGCUCCAAGGUGAUAUGAAUUUCUUUGGUAGAAGAUGGGAGUUUUUCUGUCAUUUUUCUGACCAGCAUUCAAGCAAAAGACAGUAGUGGCCAGACCCCUUUGGGUUGUUGUUGUUGUUAAUAUAUAUAUUUUUUUUUACAAUGAAGUGACCAAUAAUUGUACCAAAA
Molecule: messenger RNA, 3664 nt
Organism: Sphaerodactylus townsendi
Lineage: Eukaryota; Metazoa; Chordata; Lepidosauria; Squamata; Sphaerodactylidae
Gene: UBTF
Product: upstream binding transcription factor
Exons: 21
Coding region: 371-2650 (759 amino acids)
Source: RefSeq, a predicted model, not a curated record